GAAAAUCGGAAAAUCGAAAAAUCGUGAUUACUGCUCGUUGCCGGUUAAUUUUAGACUGAUUUGAAUGCGUUUAUCUACUUAAAGAAACGACGAUGAGCAAGAAAGAAUCGGAGAAUGUAUGCUUCUGGUUGCCGAACCAGUGCACCAGCAAAAUGGACGUGCUUACGCCGCACAAGCUCGUGCUGGUCUUUCUCAUCCAAGAAUACGCGCAACUCAAGAGAAAGGUGGAAGAAACACAGCAGCCGGCGGAUUUCGGGGCGAAACAUCGGAAACGGUUCUGCCUGCUGCUGCUCAAGCUAAUCCAGCGCCCGGAUAUGCCGUACAAGGAUCUGUACGCCCUGAUAACAUCACCCGUGUACGGCGUGCACCCGGCACACCUGGAGGAGUUUCUGAAGCUGAUGAAGAUGCUCAAAUCCGUGGGCAUCGAUGUGCUGUUCGAUCUGUAUAACGAAAUCGAUAAACUGAUCAUCGGUAGCUCGAACACCUUCCACGUCGUUGGGCUGUAUCUGCGCAAGGUGUACGUCACACUGGAAAAGAUGAACUUCCAGGAGGUGAUGAGUCUGUAUCGGGCAUCGGUGGCGUACUACGAUCAGGGCAUACAGGCGCUACAGCUGGUUGACCAGUCGACGUCGGUCGCAGAUUGCGAGAGCUUCAUGAAAGGAAACGCUGUCGACACGGUCGAAGCGCCCCCCAACUACGGGAGUGUGGCUUGCCGGUGGUCUAUUAAACAGUCGGAGCUCUUCAUCGCCCAACAAAAAUCGAUGCUCGAAGAGGACGAAGUAUCUGCCCUUCCGCCGAAAGAGUUACAGCAACGGCUCAACGAAAUCAUCCAAGAUCGCCCUCUCUAUGCACCGGCCUACUUUCUCAGCUUCUUGAACGCGAUUCGUGUGGGGGAUAUCGGCAACGCAGUGGUUGCUUUGCAUCGUUGCUUCGACCGCACGUCGCCGGAAUGCUCGCGACCGAAUACUUCCGAAACGAAGGAGUUUCAAUACUCAAGCCUAAAUCUGGCCAUUUUACACGCCCAGUUCGGUCACCGAGAGGCCGCGAUGAUGGCACUGCGUGAAUGCAUCACGGUAGCCCAGGAGAACGGUGACCACACGUGUCUACAUCUGGCACACACCUGGCUGAACCUACUAGACGGCUUUCGGCCACCAUUUCCGGAACGAAUAGUCAACAUGCAGCUGCUGCAUGCCUGCUCGCUGCGUGUGACGGCCCAGAUGCGUACGGCCUGUCUGAAUGGGAUAUCGCCGGCUGAUGUGUUUGGAACGUUCAUGGCGAACGAUCAUCUAAAUGCGCAGAAAUCAAUGAUCGACCUGGUGGCGAAAGGCGUGGCCGAGCGGACCGCCCUCUGCACGGUGUACGGCAAACACGAACUAUCGAACCUGUGCGCCCAGGUGCUGCUGAACUCAAACCUGAAGUCCCUCGAUAGGAUGUACAAUGGGGAAGGCAUCUGUCACGUACUGUGCGCCACCGCAUUGCGACAGACGUUACAGGGCGAUUUCGCACUUGCCAUGGUCACGCUUAAUCAUGCCAUGAACCGGUUUCCGAGGUAUCCCAAUUCGCGGAACUGGCUCAUAACCGAUCACUUAAUAUCCGCCAUUCGUCUCCUCUACCGUGGUCGCUGGGCGGAAGCGCGCCAGGAGUGCCUGAUGUUCCAUUCUCUGGAUCCUGUCACGGCUAACCUAAUGUUGGCUCAUAUCACGCUUGCCAAGCAGGACUACGGUACGGCGCAAAAGUGCAUUAGUGCGCUGCUAUCAGAUGACCAAAUCACGUCAACGACGCGCGUCCGGGCGCUCAUCUUGGAAGCGAACCUCCAAGCACAGCUCGGCAAAGCGAAUGCCUUCGAAACGCUGCAUCAGGCGCAAAAAGUGGCUAACCAAUACCAUCUAGAUUAUGAGCGGGCUGUGGUGGAUCUGCAUCUCGCAUACUAUCUGCUAAAGUUCCUGUACGCACCACAACGUGCACUCACGUUGCUACGCGGUUGCAUAGCGACCUUCCUAACCGAUGGAACAGCCUACGAUAGAGGCCGAGCCCUGUUUCUGUUCGGUCGCUGUAUGCUGGAGGUGGUCCAAACAGAACCCGAAAUAAGUGAUGAACAGAGCCCCAGCACAGGGCUACAGCAGCGGAUGCAAAAGCAGCUGAACGUUGUGCUACCAAUGUUCGAGCAGGCAAUACAGCUCUUCGAGAAGCUGGAGUGUCACAGCAAGGCAAAGGACGUGUUCAUCUUCCUGGCUACCCUUUGCAAUGAGCUAGGGAUGAUAGAUGAUCGGAAUGGGUAUGCGUGUCGUUACAGAUUGCUCGAAACCGAACAUCAAACUCCCCGCCAGUAUCUGAAUGUGUUUCUGUAAAAUGGUGUUGUUGCAUCGAUUAACUCACCUUCGGCGACACCCGGACACUCGUGACACCGUAGCGAUGACCGAGCAGCGGCGAGUAAGAAGCUUCCUGGAAACCGUGACCGGGGUUCCAGCGCCAGACGCGAACCGUUUUGUCACUGUCGAGAAUGAUAGAAA
Molecule: messenger RNA, 2510 nt
Organism: Anopheles darlingi
Lineage: Eukaryota; Metazoa; Arthropoda; Insecta; Diptera; Culicidae
Gene: ida
Product: anaphase-promoting complex subunit 5
Exons: 1
Coding region: 93-2348 (751 amino acids)
Biological process (GO): anaphase-promoting complex-dependent catabolic process; protein K11-linked ubiquitination; positive regulation of mitotic metaphase/anaphase transition
Cellular component (GO): anaphase-promoting complex
Molecular function (GO): protein binding
Source: RefSeq, a predicted model, not a curated record